AUGAGUGACGAAGGUCCACAAGUGAAAAUUAGAGAAGCUACUAAGGAUAAUGUUGAUUUCAUUGUAUCUAAUGUCGAUUUGGCGAUGGCCAACGCAUUCCGUAGAGUUAUGAUAGCUGAAAUCCCUACCCUAGCUAUCGAUUCUGUUGAAGUUAUUAGUAAUACUACAGUGUUGGCAGAUGAGUUUAUUGCUCAUAGAUUGGGGUUGGUUCCUCUGCAGAGUGCUGACAUAGAGCAAUUGGAAUACAGUCGUGAUUGUUUCUGUGAAGAUCAUUGUGACAAAUGUUCUGUUGUUUUAACUUUACAAGCAUUGGGUGAAAGCGAAAGUACUACUAACGUUUACUCGAAAGAUUUAGUGAUUGUAUCCGAUCUAUUGGGUCGUAAUAUAGGACAUCCAAUCAUACAAGACAAAGAAGGUAAUGGUGUUCUGAUUUGUAAAUUAAGGAAAGGUCAAGAACUAAAAUUCACAUGUAUAGCUAAAAAGGGUAUUGCUAAAGAGCAUGCCAAAUGGGGCCCUGCAGCUGCCAUUGAAUUUGAAUAUGAUCCUUGGAAUAAAUUAAAACAUACAGAAUAUUGGUACGAGCAAGAUGCCGCAAAAGAAUGGCCUCAAUCUAAAAACUGUGAAUAUGAAGAUCCUCCUAACGAAGGUAGUGAAUUUGAUUAUAAGGCCAAAGCCGAUACUUUCUACAUGAAUGUUGAAACCAUCGGUACAGUGACAUCUGAUCAAGUCAUAGUUAGAGGGAUUGACAUUCUACAAAAGAAAGUUGCAUCAAUAUUAUUAGCAUUAAAUAGAUUGGACCAAGAUAAAGUUAACUAUGCUGGAAACAACAACGUCAAUAAUGGUGAAAUGGACGGAGAAGAUAUUACAAUGAAUGGAACUGAAAAUGAUCCGUAUGCAUCGGGAAAUAAUAAUAGUUACGAUGGUGCAUGGUAA
This is a messenger RNA of Tetrapisispora phaffii CBS 4417, 933 nucleotides long. It is a transcript of the gene RPB3, whose product is annotated as DNA-directed RNA polymerase II core subunit RPB3. Gene Ontology annotation, molecular function: protein dimerization activity; DNA-directed RNA polymerase activity; DNA binding. The record is from RefSeq and is a predicted model, not a curated record. Gene Ontology annotation, biological process: DNA-templated transcription. The transcript has a single exon. Gene Ontology annotation, cellular component: RNA polymerase II, core complex. Bases 1 to 933 code for a protein of 310 amino acids. Lineage: Eukaryota; Fungi; Ascomycota; Saccharomycetes; Saccharomycetales; Saccharomycetaceae.